AUGUUCCGCUUCACGCGCCCUCUCCUCAACGCGGUACGGAAGCCGACUACGGGCCUCACCGGCCUCAAGGUCCAUCAUGACCCUCUUCCCGAGCUGAAGAAGACAUACGAGGCCACCCUUCAGACUCUCUCCGCCAUCCCCCAAUCAUCCGUCUACCGCCAGGGCGCGGAGGCGCUCACGCUGCACCGGCUGAAGGCCGUGGAGAAGGCGAACGGAGACAUCACUGCGCUGGAGAAGGAGCUGGACGAGGGCCACGUCGAGGAGUCGCUAGAAAUUGCGCAGGAUGAGCUUAGUCUCGCAGCCAAGAUGCUCGAGUGGAAGGCGUGGGAGCCCCUGGAGGAGCAGCCGCAGCCUGGUCAAUGGCAGUACUUUGGGAAGGAGGCGACAGCGACGACAUCAUCUUGAGUGGCGUUAAUAGCAGACACCUUCUGCCCUCUAUUCUGAACGUCUCCCCGCGUGUCCCGAUAGACGCAAAUGUGAACCCAGGGAUAUAUGUCGGCGACUAUCAUACCGCCGGUUCAAC
Molecule: messenger RNA, 523 nt
Organism: Trametes versicolor FP-101664 SS1
Lineage: Eukaryota; Fungi; Basidiomycota; Agaricomycetes; Polyporales; Polyporaceae
Product: NADH2 dehydrogenase
Exons: 2
Coding region: 1-405 (134 amino acids)
Biological process (GO): respiratory electron transport chain
Source: RefSeq, a predicted model, not a curated record